CAGCCAAAACCAACUCCAUUUCUCUCUCUAUUGAGUCUAAAAUGGAGUGCUGUGAGGCAAAAUCCGGCCAAGCUUCAACUAUCUUCCUCUCUCAGUCGCCGUCGUCGUCUCCUUCACCGCCGCCGAGUAUUCAGACCGGCGUGGUGGUCAGUCCGUGUGCGGCGUGCAAGAUUCUGAGGCGGAGAUGCGCAGAGAAAUGCGUAUUGGCGCCCUAUUUCCCUCCUUCUGAUCCUCUCAAAUUCACCAUUGCUCACCGUGUCUUCGGCGCUAGCAACAUCAUCAAAUUGCUUCAGGAUCUUCCUGAAUCACAAAGGGCUGAUGCAGUGAGUAGUUUAGUAUACGAAGCAAAUGCAAGAAUUAGAGAUCCAGUUUAUGGGUGUGCAGGGGCCAUUUGCCAGCUUCAGAAACAGAUAAACGAAUUGCAAGCAGAGCUAGCCAAGACACAGGCUGAGCUUGUCAAUAUCCACUGCCGCCAAGCCAAUUUGGUGGCACUGAUUUGCAAGGAAUUAACCCAACUGCCGCCACCGAUGUCGCCGCUGCCGGACCACCGCUCACUUGACAACAAUUUCAACAUUGCCACUCCUCAAAGCUACCAAGGCUACACAUCUUUGUUUGAGGAUAGCAAUAUUUGGGACCCUCUUUGGACAUGAGAAAGGAAAAAAAAUGUUGAACAUGGCUGCAAAGGGGGAGAGAUUUCUAAGACAAAGGUUUUGGAAAGUCAAACUUGGAUUGGUUUUAAGUAGAAUAUAUGAAACUGAAAGUCUAGUAGUUGAAUUUUGGGUAAUAUUAGGCAGUUGUUAGGUUAGAUGGGUUCCUCAUUUGCUCCCUUAAAACCAAGAAAAGUGGAGUGAAGAAAAAGGACUGAUGUUUACUGUACUAGAUUAGUGCAAAAGUAUUUAUAUCUUAGUAUAUAUCUCUUUUCUUUUUUUGGUUACCUACCAUUAGCUUCUUAACAUUGAUGUGUCAAGAAAAGAAACAUCUUUGUCAAAAUGUCUCAAACUUGAAGUGGUGUUGAUGGUUGCUUCCCCCUUUUUGAAAAUGACUAAAGAUGCUCCCUUUAUGAGAUC
Molecule: messenger RNA, 1067 nt
Organism: Benincasa hispida (wax gourd)
Lineage: Eukaryota; Viridiplantae; Streptophyta; Magnoliopsida; Cucurbitales; Cucurbitaceae
Product: LOB domain-containing protein 1-like
Source: RefSeq, a predicted model, not a curated record